Molecule: messenger RNA, 981 nt
Organism: Ilex paraguariensis (yerba mate)
Lineage: Eukaryota; Viridiplantae; Streptophyta; Magnoliopsida; Aquifoliales; Aquifoliaceae
Source: the annotation of a GenBank genome assembly
CUUAACCUGGCACAACGAAUAGGGAAUGGAAUCUCUGUCUUCUCUUUCUUGUGCCCAGUCAGCCGGAUCUACGUCUCUCAGCCUCUCUUCUCUGGUUAGCUGAUCUCUGUCUCUCUCUCGUACCUUUUGUUUUCUUUUUUCAGGAGAGAGAAAGAGAGAGCUUUUGGCCAAAAAUGGUGAUGUGGGUCUUUGGAUAUGGGUCUCUAAUCUGGAAAGCAGGCUUUCACUAUGAUGAUCGCCUUGUGGGCUUUAUCAAAGGCUAUCGCCGUGUCUUCUACCAAGGCAGUACUGACCACAGAGGAACCUCUGAGUACCCAGGAAGAACAGUUACAUUGGAGCCUGCAGAGGAGGAGUGGGGCGUCGCCUACAAAGUAUCCAGGAAGGAAGAUGUAGAGACUGCAUUAGAGUAUCUAGAAGUGCGGGAGAAACAGUAUGACAAGAAGGCGUAUCUUGAUUUUUACACUGAUCUAACAGCUUCAAUGCCAACAGUUUCCAGAGUCAUGGUAUAUAUAGCAUCUGCUGACAAAAAGCUCAACAAGAACUACUUGGGUCCUGCAUCACUUGAAGAAAUUGCCAAACAAAUUAUCCAUGCAGAAGGCCCCUCAGGACCCAACAGAGACUACCUCUUUCAACUCGAAAAGGCUCUGCUUCAGUUAGGAUGCGAUGACAAACAUGUAAUGGACCUUGCAAAUGAAGUUAGGAGCAUCCUUUCGGAGAAGGAACCAACUGCUUCAUGACCCCAUGAAGGCAUGAGCAAAAAAAAAUGAGAAUUUUAAAAGAAGUCGAAUUCUAGUGUUAGAGAUUGGAAAUUAUUUUGGCUAGAGGUUCGAGAAAGAUUAGUUCUGCUGAACAAUGCAGAUUUGGGCUUUGAAUAGCAAAUCUUCCUCAUUUAAGUGCAUUUUUCAAGUGUAAUUCUCACCAUAUGAGAACUCUGCCAAUGCAAUCUAUAUGCCUGAGUAAACAUAAAUAAUACGUUGAUAG